This is a messenger RNA of Pelmatolapia mariae (spotted tilapia), 1710 nucleotides long. Its product is annotated as macrophage mannose receptor 1-like. The record is from RefSeq and is a predicted model, not a curated record. Lineage: Eukaryota; Metazoa; Chordata; Actinopteri; Cichliformes; Cichlidae. Bases 50 to 1156 code for a protein of 368 amino acids. The transcript has 5 exons.
AAAGAGGCCAAAUUAGACGAAGGGCCGAACGACUAACCAGAUAUUAAAGAUGCAGUGGAGUCUCUUUCUGCUGAUUCUGAUGGGGCAGUGUUUCUUCUCCACCUGUUACCUGUAUGAGUACCACUUUAUUAGAGAAAACAAAACCUGGGAAGAAGCACAGAAAUACUGCAGAGAGAAUUAUACAGACCUGGCCAGCGUGUUUGACAUGGCAGACAUGGAGAGACUGCGUAAAUCCACAGAGUAUGAAGGUAAAGCCUGGAUUGGACUGUUCAGCAACCCAGGAAAAGAAAACAGGAUGUGGCAUUGGUCUCUGCCAGGGGUGAAAUACAAUGAACUUGAAACCAGAUGGGGACCUUCUGAACCAGGUGAUCAAAAUGAGAACUGUGUGCAGACAAGAGGAAACUGGACACAUGUCAGUUGUGACAAAAUGAUGUGGUUCAUCUGCUACGAUGGAAAGAAGAGAGACGGUAAAUCGAUCCAUUUGAUUAAAGACCCCAAGACCUGGAAAAAGGCUCAGAACUACUGCAGAGAUCACUACACUGACCUGGCCAGUGGACUCGAUCAGGCGGAUGGGGAAGAAUUUAAGAUCCUGAAGCAGAAUCAGGGCUCUCCGAUGAAUGUGUGGAUCGGCCUGUUCAGAGACACCUGGAGGUGGUCAGAUGGAAGUAAUUUCUCUUUCAGGCACUGGAAUAUGGAAACAUUUUAUGACGGACAAAACAACAAGAAAUGUGCUGUGACUCUGUUAAACAGAUCAGGAAAAUGGGGCUCUGAUGAAUGCAACAACAAAAAUCCUUUCUUCUGUUAUGAUGAUAAAUUGAUUCUGAUCAAUGAAAACAAGACCUGGGAGGAAGCCUUGGAUUACUGCAGACUGCACAACACUGACCUGGUCUCCAUCACUAACCCUCACCAACAGAGAGAGGUUGAGAGGAGAGCCAAGAAUGCCAGCAGUCCCUACGUAUGGGUGGGACUGCGCUACGCCUGCGUGAUGGAUCUGUGGUUUUGGAUCAGUGACAAACGAGUCUGCUACGAGAACUGGGCUGAUAAAGGAAAGAUUGAUGAGUGUCAUAGGUGUGCAGCUAUGGAAAGAGGAGGACGGUAUCAGUGGGUCAGUCAAAGGGAACAUGAGAAAUAUAAUUUUAUUUGUUCUAAACAAUAAGCUUUAAACCUCUCUGACUCACUGCAGGUUAAUUAUUGCAGCAGAAAUAAUUUGCUUUUAUGAUUUUAUCAAGCACUGAAUGUAGAAAGAUGAAAAAACAAUAAUAAUAUUGCAGCGAGUCACCUCUAUGUUUUAUAUUAAGAACCAAAAUAUGGAUUAAGGGAGAAGAAAGAGAGACUUUAUCCAAGAUUACAAAAGCUAUAUGAAAAGGGUGAUUACAGUUUUUGUUUUAGGGUCUUGUAUGUGUUAUUUACACAGAAAAUCACAGCAUGUUGUGUUAGCAUAUUAGCAAUGAAAGCAGAGAGGAGGAACUGACAUCAUGUCCAGUUUCAACCAACAUGAUUAACAUCUAUGAUAAAUGUUUAACCUGCUGUUUAAUUUAAGUUAUAUCCAAGUGUGUUUGUAUGAUGAUUAGAAGCCACUUUUUAGAGAUAAGUGUUAUUCAUAGCCAUAUUAUAAUCAUGUGUUUAAAGUAAACCUCAGUCUUAACCAUCUGCAGCAGUAAUAUUGAUCCAUAUAACACUGAUGAUACUUUUACUUUUAAGCAUUUUAUG